AUGACUCCUCCGAUAGCUGUCCAGUCGAAGACGCCAUCUUCUGUAAUAGGCUCCUUCGAGUCACGUCGGUCUGGUUUCCGGUCGAAGGGCAGUCCAAACUCGGCUUACCAUGCUCCCCGUGUGCUGCUUUUGAACCAUUGCUUGGAGCGUUUCGACUACACCUCUGGUCACAACACGACGGUGACAAAAGAAGAGUGGGUUGAGGAAAAGUUUCCGAACUACUGCUCAGGAAUGACUUAUUUUGCACCGCUUCCACUUAUUAGACGAAUGCUAAGAGCCGCAUACACGCAACGGUUCUUUUGGGUCGACGACGUUUUCAUUACUGGAGUACUCACAAAAGCAGCUAAUGUGACUCUUGUGAAUUUGAACAGAGAUGUAAUUCUUAUCCGCAAUCGAAAACCGGAAGAAUUCGCUAUAAGGGAGAACUUCUUUUUAACACGAAAACAAUAUAGGAGCUUUUGGUUCCAUGUGAUCAAUUAUAAACUGCUGGAGUGA
Cooperia oncophora is the source of this 495-nucleotide messenger RNA. Lineage: Eukaryota; Metazoa; Nematoda; Chromadorea; Rhabditida; Trichostrongylidae. The record is from the annotation of a GenBank genome assembly.